GUCGCUCGCGGUGUCUCCAGUUGGCGUCCGCCGGGAAGGCGGGGCUGAGGCUCGCACAUGGCCCCUCUGCCAGGGGCAGAGCUGGUCCAGACGCCAUUGCAGCUGUACCGUUACUUGUUACGUUGUUGCCGGCAGCUGCCAACCAAGGGCAUCCAGGAGCACUACAAGCAUGCUGUCAGGCAGAGUUUCCAAGUUCAUUCAGAUGAAGACAACUCCGAGAGAAUCCAGCAGAUUAUUAAAAGAGCCAUUGAAGAUGCCGACUGGAUCAUGAACAAAUAUAGGAAACAAAACUGAGUGUCUGGAGCUUACGGCGAGCGCUUAGCUGCCCUGGAGUCACUUGGAACUGAGAAGCCUUCUGCUCUUGGAACAGCAUCAGUUCUGGAAUAUUCUUUGAUCUUGUUGGCUGAAAGCAAGAAAUCGUAACUGACAUUUGGUGAGGUGGUUCUCGUCAUUGCAGCCAUGUCUCCAGCGUCUUUUAUGUCUGCUUUUCCAGACAGAAACGAUAUGCAAUUUGGGGAGAAUUUGGAGUUUUUUUGCUUCUUCUCUGUGUUUCUCAUUUUUGCCUAUCUGUUCUUUUACUUUGCCCUGAAGGCAGUUAAUUUAUUCUGGAGGUCCCGUCACCGAUCUCCCAGCCCCAUGAGAGAUGUCCCCUCAGAUGACCACCUGUAUAGAAAGAAACGAACGGGCUUGAGAACCAGGCAGCUGUGGAUCUGAAUCCCAGCCGGCAUACACGCCAUCUGUCAGGUGCCCGAGUGAGCCUGGGGGGGUGAGGCGGCAGUCACGUGCCAGCUCACACCAGCUCCCUGCACAGGGACCUUGCUGCACAGGGACCUUGCUGCACAGGGACCUUGCGAGGAAGCCGCUGUGCUCCUCGUCCUGUUCAGUGACUCAGCUGUGAGUGCGUCUUGUCUCCUCUCAGAGUCCACACGCCCUCUUAUCUGUGCCAUGCUGUGUCCGUCAGUCUGUUAAGCAGCGGCUUCCUCCCAAUAUGCUCCAGGCAGAAACCCUGACCCUUGAAGUGGGAAAACAUCUACUACACUAGACCAGCAAUAAGGUGCAAGUAGGCAGGGUAGACACCAGCAGGUCCAGGCUUCCGUGCUCCACAGUGUGUCCUCUCUGGAGAGGAGAUUGGGUCCAAGGGGAAGUGGCCCAGGUGGGCGAAGUAGCCAGAAGAUGCAGAGAGGCCACACUGGGGGUUGAAUGUUCGUGGGGCACUCAGGUGAGCUAGUGCCUGUCUGUGCCCUUGCAGUUCUGCGGGAUGAUGUGACCUCUGUCUAAGCAGAAGGGGCGGACAGUCCCGAAGCACGUGUGUCCACUUGUGAAAGCUCACAGUUUUCUUCCUCCUCUUUUGAUUUAUUUCAGACAGGAUCUCAGUGUAUACACUGGCAGGCCUUGAACUUUUGAACUUUCAGCAGUCUUUCUGUCUCUGCCUCCCAAGCACUUAGAUACAGGUGUGCCACAACACAUUGCUGCUGCUGCUGCUGCUGAUAAAUGCUCGUCAGGACAGUUUGCAGGAUGCAGCUCACUUCUUCCUCUAUGUGGGUCCCAGAGACUGAACUCGGGCUAUCAGGCUUGGUGGCAAAUGCCUCUAUCUGUUGAGUCAUCUGUUGGCUCUUAUUAUUUCUUCUUUAAAAAAAGAAGAUCUUUAUUUUAUUUGUGUGUACCACGUGUGUGCAGGUGCCCUCAGAGGCCUGAGGACAUUGGGCUCCCUGGAACUGAAGUUAUAGGCAGUAUGAGCUGUCUGAUGUAAGUGUUAGGAACCAAACCUGAGUCUUCUGCAAGCAGUUAGCGCUCACACUCACGCACACACUCACGCUCACGCUGAGCCAUCUCUCUAGCCCUCUAUUGUUUCUCCCUGACUGCUGUUCUCUGAAUAGGAUUGUUCCCUCGACACGUGUGUCAAACAACGCUAAGGACUUGGGUAAGUCAGACACCCACUUGCCUGGAAGGAUCAUUCCUCAGAGACAAGCAGAGCCACAGGUUUGGGCUCCCAGAUGACUGCCAGGCAAAGGGCAAGAGCAAAGCCGCAGUCCCUCCAUCCCCACUGCUGCUGUCCAGUCCAUCUGAGCCCAGGGACCAAUCCUUACCUGGUGGUGUUCGUGGCAGUAGAGUAGCCAUGUGUGCCACCAUGCCUGGCCUUAGGCAGAGUUGUUCAUUAGAAUGGGGCUGAGGAGAAAGGACUAACACUGAUUUGAGGAGCUGGGGCUGCCACUCACAGGGAGUGUGAGAGGGGUGUGGGGUCCCGUUGUUAUGAGGGUGGUUUCAGAGAACACAAUACAGAUCAGUGGCCAGGUUAUCCCUAUGACAUAGGACAUUGACCUGUAUCUGGUGGGGUCUCCCUAUUGAUAAAAUAAGGGUGGAAGACGGGCUUAUUUCAUUUGUUGAAAGUGAGGGAGAGGGCUGAAGAGCAGUUAAGAGCACUGACUGCUCUUCCAGAGGUCCUGAGUUUAAUUCCCAGCAACCACAUGGUGGCUCACAACCAUCUAUAAUGGGAUUUGGUGCCCUCUUCUGGUAUCUGAAGAGAGCAAUAGUGUACUCACAUUUAUAAAAUAAAUAAGGCCGGAGCAAGCAGGGCCAGAAAAUAUAUAAACAAAAAGAAAAAGGAAAACAUAAAGAAAAAGGCUACUUUAAAAAAAAAAGAAAGAAAGAAAGUGAGGGAGAAAAACUGAAUCUCCAUGAAUGUGUCCUUAAUAUUUGAUCCCUCUCCAAGAUGUCUUCUCCAGUCAUGUGUGUGUGUAAGUGUCCACAUGUAUGUGUGUGAGUGUCCACACACACAUGUGCCAGUACCUGUGUAUACCUGUGUGUGCACAGGGAGAGCAGGGGUUGAUGAUGGGUUGUCCCCUCUGUUGCUCAGUACCUGGCAUUCUGAGGCAGGGUCUCUCCCCACAGGUCACUGAUUGAUGAGACUGCUAGCCUGCAGAUUCUGGGGGUCUAACUCAUGCUCUCUCCUGCCACACACACACACACAUCACCCGGGCCUCAGGUGUGUGCCAGUGAGCCCAGCUUUUCUGUGGGCAUUAGGGGUCUGAAUGCAGAUCUUACUCAUUGUGCUGAGCUGUCUUCACAGGCCUUUCCUUCUUGUUCUUAAGGACCUGGUGGCAGGUGGAAGUCUGACUUCAGAGUUGCUUUGCAGUUGCUGGCCCUACUUGAUGGGAUGGGGACAAGAACGGUGGCACGGGCUCUGUCUGCAGUGGGUAGACCAUGGAGUGGCAUCAGUUUGAUAUGGAAAUGGCAGUGUGGAGAAGAUCCCCUCCCCAAGCAUGUUAAGUUAGCAUAGGACCGAAGUCAGUGGAAUAGCGGCCAGUGAUGGCUCCCAAGUGCCAGAAGCCAGGCACAGAUGGAACAGUAUCCAGUGCCAACCUCCAUAGGUGCCUCAUCUCACAGGCUGAGGCCAUUCUGCUCCUUGAAUAUGAUUGGCUACAGGUCCUGGCUAUUGACCUAAGUGCAACAGGUAGAAUCCAGGCGUAUGCACACCCUUCUUUGUUCUAUUAAUAAGAAACCGAAUUCUCUCUGGUUUUGUUCGAGUAUCGGUCAAGGAAUUUAGUGAGAGUGGGGUGUAGGGGAGCCAGCUAGUGCAUCUCCUGUGUUUUUGAGGGCUUUAGUUAAGGAUUGUAAUGUGACCUCAUUGUAAACAAAGCUACCCUAUCAACCAAGAGAGGUAAUUGGCUCCUGCAAGAUUUAGCUCCUAGGGGCUGGCAAGAUGGUUCCAACAGGCACUGCUGUGCAAACCUGACGACUGGAGUUUGAUCCCCUGAUUCUGUGUUAAGGAGCAAAGAGAACACCAAUGCCUCUCACCUCCACAUGAGACACGUGGCAUACACACACCUGCGUUCACACAUCAUGCACACACACAGUGAUAACCAUAAAAACAACAGUAAUCUAAAGCAUACAUUAUUUUGGGGCUGGAGCCAUAGCUCAGUAGCUAAGAGCACCUACGGCUCUGGCAUUAGUCAGAGUUAGAACCACAUCUGGUAGCUUACAACUGACUGUAACUCCAGCUCCAGAGGGAUCCAAUACCUCUGACCCUGCAGGCACCUCCACUCAGGUGCACACACCCACAUGCAUACAAAUAGUUUAGAAAAUUAUCAUAAAAUAAAGAAAUUAUAUAGCAUGCUUAUACCAGUAUGUACCAACGCUCCUAAUUUUAUAAAUGACUAGCCCAGGUACUGUGUUCCCUGCAAAGUAGUCUCCUACAAUGUAGAAGAAAUGUAAUUAAGAAUUAGAAAUGUAAUUAAGACUUAGACAAUCUUUAGUUUUGGAGGAACUCAACAAGAGAUGCUGCCCUGGGAGCUGGAGAGAUGGCUCAGAGGUCAAGCGCACUGGCUGCUCUUCCAGAGGUCCUGAGUUAAAUUCCCAGCAACCACAUGGUGGCUCACAACCAACUAUAAUGAUAUCUGGUGCCCUUUGGCCUGCAAGCAUACAUGGAGGCAGAAUGCUGUAUACAUAAUAAAUAAAAUCUUUAAAAAGAGAUGGUGGAGGUAGCCCUAGGAAGGACACUCAGCAAGAGCCUGGACAGGGUAUUUAUUUAUUUAUUUAUUUAUUAUCUGUUUGUUUAUUUUUACCGAGUGUUUGUUUUAUGCACCAAAGUGCUCAGGCCAUCCGGCUUGGUGGCAAGUGCCUUUACCCACUCAGUCAUCUCGCUGGCCCAAGCUUUGUAAUCUCCCAUAUCAUCAACUUGCCUGACUUAGAAGCCAUCCCGUUGAUGUCCCUUGAAGUGAGUUACUGCCACCUAUUUAGGGUCUUACUUGUACCCGAGGGUGCAGUAAAAUUAGAUCUUAAUACUUUACUGGGGAAACUUUAGCCAUCAACAUUUCCCUUUUCGCCCAGACAGCAGUGUGGACUGAGUGCUAGGAGCCCACUCUCGGAGCCUGUGAAUUUGAAGAUCAUCCUAAUUGUGGGGCUCAGAUAAAUGAGGACAAUGAGCUCACCUUGGGGGCAGAGCUGUAAGGAGGGUGGGCAUUGCCUCUGUGGCACAGUAGCAGCACUAAGCGCUUACUGUAUACCUGGACUUUCCAAUGCCUUUCAAAAUAAAGCUACCACUCUCUAAACCAUU
Mus musculus (house mouse) is the source of this 5053-nucleotide messenger RNA. RefSeq names its product LYR motif containing 9 (gene Lyrm9). The record is from RefSeq and is marked validated. The coding region runs from base 58 to 294 and encodes 78 amino acids. NCBI's taxonomy places the organism in Eukaryota, Metazoa, Chordata, Mammalia, Rodentia, Muridae. Gene Ontology annotation, cellular component: mitochondrion. The transcript has 4 exons.